Messenger RNA from Besnoitia besnoiti, 987 nucleotides. RefSeq lists its product as uncharacterized. The coding region runs from base 1 to 987 and encodes 328 amino acids. The transcript has a single exon. The record is from RefSeq and is a predicted model, not a curated record. Lineage: Eukaryota; Apicomplexa; Conoidasida; Eucoccidiorida; Sarcocystidae.
AUGGUGGCUUCAACAGAACCGACGCGAGCGGCAUCGACCAUGUCGGCAGACGAGGUGACGAGUGCGAAUCACUCUGGGCAAAGCCCCGCAGGAUCCAUUCUUCGAGACCGCCUGCGAGCCACAACUAACGCAGACGAACUGACGGUCCGCCUUGGUGCUGUGGCUACGACAAAGAAGAGACGCCGUACUUCGAGCGCUUACUCUAUUGUUCGCACCCUCGCUCGCGUGCUUGUGUUGUCACUGGUGGUAUACGUGGGGGUUACAGGCGGUCUGGGGAGACUGCGUGAGUGCAUUCAUUCCUGUCGCGCUUCUGAGGGCCCUGUCGUGCGCAGACUGAUGGAUCAAGGAAGUGGAGGCUCCUGCAGGUAUGGGGGAUGCCGCUGCCCUUCUUGUGUGGCAAGCACACAACGCACCGUAGGGACAGCAGCAUUAGGUGUCAGCCAGGGGUCGGUAGCAGGCCACCGGUCCGCAGGGCCCUCGCAUGAUACUUCGCUUCAGGCUGGUCCCACCAGCUCGCAGUCUCCGCUGACGCAGCAACCGCAUCCGGACAUAAUGCUGCAACUAGCCAGCAUGCUUGCUUCCUCCCACAUUGCAGACAAUCCCUUGCAAGGGUCUCCGUUCAGGAAUACGCGGCUCCGUAAGGAAGAGUACUCAGCGCAUGAAAGGCAGAAGAUGCGACUGCAGCAGCGUGAGGCUGCACAAGCCGCAGGCCGCUGGCCUACCGUAUUCCAGCAACAAUCCCUGCGGCGCGCCGCGCAAGCUGCCGCCGAAGCAUCCGCUGCUGCACAAGGGCCCUCACCCGUUGAGCAGGGGCUCCUUCAAAGACGGGCGGACCACCGCAGACGCCGCCGGCUCAAGCGUGAGGCGGCGUACCAGGGGCGAAGACUUUUGGGUACUUCGGGACGGGGUUCUCCGUCCCCGCCAGGGCCCGGUGCACCCCCCAAUUCCCCGCAGGCGUCGUCUUCUGAUGAGGACAUGGAAGACUAA